AUGACGAAACAUUUAUUGCAACAGCAAACUUGUCUUUACGUCUACGAUCCCCUGGCCCUACACCAUAUUUUCGUCAAGGACCAACAAUUCUACGAGGAGACAGAAGACUUCGUCCAGACGGCACGCAUGUUCUUCGGACAUGGACUCGGCACGGUCACUGGAGAAAGGCACCGUAUUCAGCGGAAAAUGAUUACCCCCUCAUUUUCAAUUGCCCACCUCCGAGAGAUGGGUACAUCAAACACGUUCUACGAAGUUAGUCACCGCCUCCAUGCCACCUUCCAAGAUCUCGCCAAGAACGACAGUCAACAGGUCGACGUCGUCGUGUGGAUGUCCUGCCUCGCUCUGGAGCUCAUUGCACAAAGUGGUCUCGGAUGUUCCUUCGAUACUCUUACCGCAGAAACCCAGGCUCAUCCCUUCGGAGUCGCCGCUAAGAUGCUUAUGCCACUCUCGUCAGACAUGUCACCCCUGCGACGGCUAUUCAUGCCAUUGGUUGGCAAAUUCGAGCGUUGGCCCCGCCUCGGACGUUUCCUGAUCAGCAUGGUGCCUACGAAGUCCAUCACCGAUCUCACCUUCGUGGUCGAUACUAUGAACAAGACAGCAGUUGAGGUGAUUGAGAGCAAGAAGGCGGCUAUUGCGGCCGGCGACGAGGCCAUGAAGGACCAAGUUGGCCACGGCAAGGACUUGAUUAGCGCUCUUUUGAGAGCCAACAUGUUCGCGUCAGAGCACGAACGACUGAAGGAGCACGAGGUGCUCGCUCAAGUUACCGGACUCACGUUUGCUGCCGUCGACACAACAUCGUCCGCGCUUAGUCGUAUCCUUUAUCUGCUCGCUACACACAAGGACGUGCAGGAGAAGCUUCGUCAGGAAGUCAGGGAGGCUCGCAAAGAGUCCGAUGGUCAAGACCUUGAUCACGACAAGCCCGCUGGCCUUCCUUACCUUGAUGCGGUCUGCCGUGAGACGCUUCGACUUUAUGCUCCGGUUACCAAACUUGACAGGGUAACGACCGCGGACACCAUCUUGCCGCUGAGCACCCCCGUCAAAGGCAUCAGUGGCGAAGAUAUAGACUCGCUCUCCGUACCCAAGGGCACGCACAUUAUCGUCUCCAUCCUAGGCUCCAACAGGAACCCGGCACUGUGGGGUCCAGAUGCAUUGGAGUGGAAGCCUGAGAGGUGGCUGAAACCCCUCCCGGAAACCUUGCUCAAGGCUCGCGUUCCUGAGUCAGUUCUCGCGACACUCCUCGAGGACAUCGAAUUCUCUGUCGGGGACAAGCCGAUUCACUGGCACAUGGGGAAUGUCACCACCCCUACGACGGUCAUAAACAGCGUCGCUCCUACCAUGCCCAUGAAGAUUCGAUACAUCGGCAAAGAGUCCGACUGA
Messenger RNA from Cyclocybe aegerita, 1377 nucleotides. NCBI's taxonomy places the organism in Eukaryota, Fungi, Basidiomycota, Agaricomycetes, Agaricales, Hemipholiotaceae. The record is from the annotation of a GenBank genome assembly.